AUGGUUCCUAAAUGUCACAGACAGCAAGCUACAGAACAAGCCGAGGUUGAUGUUGUUCUUCUCUCUAAUGGACCAGGGGAGGUGGCAGCAUGGGUGAAGCCGGUUGUGGCUUCUCUUCGUACUAAAUUCGGUGGCAGAAAACCAUCAUUUCGAAUAUCUGUUAUACUGACACCAUGCCCACAUGCAUCCGGAAGAGAACUGGAGCUGAUUAGGUCCUACAGUGACGUUGACAGAUGUCAGGGACCAGAGUCGUUCUGGAAUUUACUAUUGUUUGGCUCUACCGAAGAUGGUUGGACCUGGCAUAGAAAAGGAGUCGUUGUCUUUCUUGGUGGAGAUCAACUUUAUACGGUCAUAUUGAGUCGGCGAUUGGGAUACAAAAGCAUCGUGUAUUCUGAAGAAUCCGUUCUCUGGCCAGGAUUAGUGGACAGAUAUAUGCUACGUUCAGCACAUGUGCUGAGCAGAGUUCCGCUUUGGGCCCAAUCCAGAUGCAAAGUGGUGGGGGACCUAUUUUCGGACUCUGUUGUAUGGAGGCCUAUAAGGUUGUCAUCUUCAUGGCAAUUGGGCCGCGUAUAUAUGAAUCUGAGUUCUGUGUACGCAAAUGUUUAUAUGUGUAUUCAGAUCAUUAACUUGAGUGUUUUUCCUCUCCUACAGGCUUCAAAGCUUGCUCUGGGUGUGCCUUACUUCAUGGCAGUCGCAAACCACCUACACCAUCUAAUGAUGGGUCGCGUGCGGUUUGUGUUACCAUUGGCACCGACUGUAACUUUGAGCAUGCUUGCAAAACAAGCUGAUCCACUCAGCAACCCAAAUAUAUCACAGUUCCAUUGGUCGUCAGCAAAAGUUUCUCCUAACGUAGAUAAACAAUUGCACUUGGAGCAUCAGGACGAGAGUUCCUCAGGCGGAACAUAUUCUCAAUUUGAAGCCGUCGGUCAUUUGAUGACCGAUGAGGGUGUACACAUUGAUAUUUUGCAGCAGUUUCCAGCCCACGAUGUUUUUAAACGGUGCAGUCUUUGUGUCACGACGAUUGGCACGAACACCGCGGAACUUGGCUACUUGGGAAUUCCAAUGUUGGUGGUGCUUCCCACUCAUGCACUUGAGGUUUUUAGAGGCGGAACAGGAGGAGCACUGGGUUUGCUGGCAAACAUGCCUGGCGAACUUGGAAAAUAUGUAGCUCAAGAAGUCAAUUCAGCUCUACUCAAAUCAUCAGGCUAUAUAGCGUGGCCAAACAGGUGGGUCGAUAAAGAAGUUGUUCCGGAGCUUGUCGGGCGAAUAGAACCUGUUGAGAUUGCGAAUGUCGCUGCCCAUUACUUGUUCUCUCAGAGUAAAUUGGAAGCAAUGAAACGUCAGCUUCUAAAGAUUCAUUCGAGGCCUGAUGAGAACUGUAACCUCGAAUCUAGGGUUGGGGCAUCAGAAGCAAUUGCUACUGAAGUCCUCAGAUUGAUGUCUUUGACAAGUUCGGCAUGA
Molecule: messenger RNA, 1461 nt
Organism: Marchantia polymorpha subsp. ruderalis
Lineage: Eukaryota; Viridiplantae; Streptophyta; Marchantiopsida; Marchantiales; Marchantiaceae
Source: the annotation of a GenBank genome assembly